AUGGCAACAUAUCAAAAUGUCGAAAUUCUAAAUUCACCGAACAUUAAUAAUAACAACAAUAACAAUAAUCAUUUGACUCCAGUUUUACCAAACAGCUCAUACGAUUAUUCAACAAGAAAAUAUCCCUCGCAAUUCACUACCGACGCGUCGACAAUGCCAAAAAAUCAUUAUCAAAAUACGUCGACUUCGAGUAAGCGAGAUGUUGUGCCAGUAGAAAACGGUACUAACUACAUGACUCCAUCGGAUACUGAUACGAUGACGAAUUCCAACGAAGCAACUAAACGUAUUAGUAGCAGUAAUGGAAAGUUUUCCAUACAAAAAAUGAUACGUCAAGGUUUUUCGUCAUGGCGUACGAAAAGAAAGCUCUCGUCAUCGGGCACACAUCCAUCAACAAAUGUUUCAACAAAUACUUCAACGCCACCUCCACCUCAAUCGUCUACGGCUCGUUCGAUGACACCUGAUAAUGAUCAAUCACAACUUCCUCCAUCGACGACGACACGUUCAUUAUCAGUCGAUUCAAUUUCAAAUCAAACAUCACCGCAACGAAUUAUUGUUACUGAACAAAUUUCCCCGUCCUCGCCGAGAUUGAACCAUACUGAUAGCACAACAGUCGAUUUUGAUCGACCAUCAACUAACAUUCAAGGCUAUGUUCAAUCACCUUGGGUGAAUUCUUCUUCUAUACCAGCUACAACAACUGAUUCUGUGGCUCGGUCAGUUGUACCUCUACCAAUCAAUCGAAUGUUGCCAGUACAUUUUUCGGAACAUCCCAAAGGACCAGCACCCGGUGCUGCCCCGGCAGCAGCGGACGUAAAUAAUAGUAAAACGCCUUUUACAACAGCACAUUCGUCUUCCUCCUCGUCCCCAUCAUCUUCAUCUAAUCUUUCUAAAGUUCCACCACCUGUUGCACCCAAACCAGAUAUAAAUCGUCUAACCCCGAUUCGUUCCAAUUACCUAAACAAUAACAACAAUAGCAAUCCAUCACCUCCUAUUCAUACAAAUACAUCCUCUCCAAUGUUAUCUACGAACACCACUGAAGAACGUCACAUCACGUUCUCUGAUCGAUUAACGUCGAAUCAAUUCAAACCUAUUAAUGAAGCAACUAACGCAAACACUGCUAUCUAUGCUAACAUUGCACCAUCUACAGCAUUAUUGAAGGAAAUGUUUCAAUCACGCAAUUCGCCUGUGAAUAAUACAACUAAUUCAUCUUCUCCUACAUCUGUACCACGAACUUCUAAUGAAAAAUCCAUUCCAAAUGCCACAUCUUCUUCUCCGUCAACCAAUUCAUCUUCAACAUCAACUGUUCAAACAGCGAAACAAAGUAUUAUUCAAGAUAUCGAUACAACUAGAUACGAAGAAAUUCUUGCUAAAGAACCUGAUCUAUCUCGGCAACCAGAGAAAAGUGCCUUGAAAAAGCCGAAUGGCAUCAAAAGACGUGUUAUACCUGUCUUACGUGAGAAUCAACGUCCAUCUCCACGUCCUAGUCCAAAACUGAAGUCUGCUGUGCAGACUACUCCAUCCACCACCCCAAACCCUACAAUAGUAAAUGACGAUCCAAAUGGCAACUCCGAUGAUGACUCAACAUCGGAUGACGACGAGGAAAACCGUGAACCAACGAAACGAUUUGCAAAUGUGCAACGUAAUGAUUCAUUGGCACGCUUUCUCAAAGAUCGUCCUUUACCAGGUGAACUCUAUGAUAAGCACAUAUUGGUGAAAUCAUUAGACGAACGUAAAAAUGAACGUGAAACUAUUGAAACAAAACUCGAACGGAAAUUAUCUUUACGGCCAAGACCAGAAGAAUUAGAGGCACGAAAUAUCCUACGUGCUAAAACACAAGCGGAAUUAAUGGCUGAGAAAGAAGAGAAAAAGCGGUAUUUAAUACGUAAACUCAGUUUUCGGCCAAGUAUUCAAGAACUUCGUGAUCGAAAAAUUAUACGUUUUUGUGAUUAUAUUGAAGUAUCUGAAUGUGAUGAUGUUGACCGUCGUGCUGAUAAACCAUGGACGCGUUUGACCCCACGCGAUAAACAAUUGAUUCGUAGAGAACUCAAUGAAUACAAAAGUUCUGAAAUGGAAAUCCAUCCUGAGAGUACGAAAUACACACGUUUUCAUCCUCCUUAG
Molecule: messenger RNA, 2115 nt
Organism: Adineta ricciae
Lineage: Eukaryota; Metazoa; Rotifera; Eurotatoria; Adinetida; Adinetidae
Source: the annotation of a GenBank genome assembly